This is a messenger RNA of Westerdykella ornata, 2112 nucleotides long. Its product is annotated as methionyl-tRNA synthetase. The transcript has 4 exons. NCBI's taxonomy places the organism in Eukaryota, Fungi, Ascomycota, Dothideomycetes, Pleosporales, Sporormiaceae. The record is from RefSeq and is a predicted model, not a curated record. Bases 1 to 1896 code for a protein of 631 amino acids. Gene Ontology annotation, biological process: methionyl-tRNA aminoacylation. Gene Ontology annotation, molecular function: methionine-tRNA ligase activity; ATP binding. Gene Ontology annotation, cellular component: aminoacyl-tRNA synthetase multienzyme complex; cytosol.
AUGUCUGUUACAGCCUUGGUCUUACGUGCACUAGGCCUGUUUGGUUCAGGAACUGGAUUCAAAAUCCGACCUGCGGAAGCUACGGGUAGACAGGGGUCCACGGGUUGCACUGAAGACCGACUCAAGUGCGGGCCUCUCAAUCCAGAGCCUGGAAAACGGAACAUACUGGUUACUAGCGCCCUACCAUAUGUGAACAACCUGCCACACCUUGGAAAUAUCAUAGGGUGUGUUCUUUCAGGGGAUAUCUUUGCAAGAGACUGCAGAGGACGGGGUCUCAACACGCUCUACGUUGGCGGCACGGACGAGUACGGAACCACAACCGAAGCCAGAGCACUCGUGGAGAACUGUACACCACAAGAACUGUGCGACAAGUAUCACGCGAUCCAUGCCGAAAUAUACAAGUGGUUCGACAUCAGUUUCGACACCUUUGGCCGCACGACGACCAAGCUUCAGACGGAGAUUACGCAACACAUCUUCCUGAAGUUGAAAGAAAAUGGAUAUCUCAAGGAACGGACGACUACUCAGCUCUACUGCGAAGAACACAGUUCGUUCCUUGCAGAUCGCUUCGUGGAAGGAGAAUGCCCAGCCUGCGGUUACGUAGAUGCUCGAGGCGAUCAGUGCGACCUUUGUGGGAAACUGCUCGAACCUCUCGAACUUAAGAAUCCGCGGUGUAAAGUGGAUGGUUCUACGCCGGUCACCAGGGAUACGAAACACAUUUUCUUGGAAUUGGACAAGCUGCAACCCCAGAUCGAAGCAUUCUUUCAGGAGUCCUCAGAAAAAGGCGCUUGGUCAAACAACGGCAAAAACAUCACUUCCGCCUGGCUGAAGGAAGGGUUGCAACCACGGAGCAUAACAAGAGAUAUGAAGUGGGGAACCGAAGUUCCUCUGCCAGAGUAUCAUGACAAGGUCAUCUACUCAUGGUUCGAUGCCUGUAUCGGUUAUGUGUCUAUUACCGCUGGGUAUACCGACCAGUGGGAACAGUGGUGGCGGAAUCCUGAGCAUGUCCAGCUAUAUCAGUUCAUUGGGAAAGACAACGUUGUCUAUCAUUCCGUCAUCUUACCUGGUUCUCAGAUUGGUACGGCGGAGACUUGGACAAAAUUGCAUCAUCUAUCUACCACGGAUUACCUAACCUACGAGGGCGGCAAGUUCUCCAAAUCCCGUGGUAUCGGCGUUUUCGGCGAUUCUGCCAAAAAGACCGGGGUUUCGUCCGAUGUAUGGCGUUACUACUUACUCUCUCAUCGACCCGAGUCGGGCGACACCGAGUUUACCUGGGACUCUUUCAUCAGUUGCAACAAUAACUUACUUUUGAAGAAUUUCGGCAAUUUCGUCAACCGUGUUUUGAAGUUUGUCAACUCACAGCAUUGCAAUAAUAUCGUGCCAGACUGGACCAAGUAUCACGAAAACUCUUUUGACGCUUGGAAACAAGAGGUGAACAAUCUUCUCUUCCGAUACAUUGAAGAACUCGACGCUGUCAAGGUUCGUGCGGCCUCCUCCACGAUCCUCCACAUAUCGCAGAUGGGAAAUGCUUUUAUUCAAUUCCACAAGCUUGACAACAGUCUGGCUGCAAACAACCCUUCCAAAUGUGCCGCUGUCGUUGGCCACGCUAUCAAUCUGGUCCAUCUACUUGCCUCGCUCAUCGCACCCUACAUGCCUGGGACAGCGAGAUCCAUCAGUAAGCAGCUGCGCAUGGAACCACUUGCAAUCCCGGACGCCUGGAAUGCGGAUUCUGUGAAGCCCGGUCAUGAAAUUGGCAAGGCUGAAUAUCUCUUCACCCGCAUCAAGCCAGAGAAAGCGGAAGAAUGGAGAAGGCUAUUCGGUAGUGAAGAGGCAAGGAAACUUCGAGAGGAAGAAAUUGCCAUGAAGGCGAAGAAAAGCGCGGUUUCACGAGACAUUUGAACGUAUUUGAAAAUUGAUUCCUCCGGAUAGGAGCUCGACCUUGGCCUUAUUAAUGGGCCUCGGUGGGAUAGGACUUAGGCACGAAUUUCAUGACUUUGCAUCUGUGCACAUUGAUUCCGACCCUCGAUCGCUGCUUUGGUUUCGCUACGUUUCCUGUUGUCGUCCUCGUUAGUAUUACGGUGUUUCCCUUUGUCUUAACCGACGUAACUAUUGAAC